AUGAGGACUCCCGUCGAGUACAAGGCAGCUGAUCAUCCCGAGCGACCUACCCAUCCCACCAAUGAAGAGAUUGAUCCCAACGCUGGAAAGGUUGCCCUAGCUCCUGCCCAGCCUUGGGGUACUGGUAUCCUUGGUGAUAUCAAGAGAACUGUUGGAACCCACUGGUUUGCCGAGAUGACCAACUUCAACCAAAAGACAAUUGCUGUCUCUUGUUUGAUUUUCAUCUCCAUCAUCCCUCCUACCUUGGCCUUCGGUGCCAGUUAUGGAAAGAUGUCCAACCAGAAGAUGGGUGCCAUUGAAACCAUCCUUGCCACUUCCUGGAUUGGGAUUGCCUACAGUCUCAUUGGUGGAAUGCCCAUGUGUAUCAUUGGGUCCACUGGGCCCGCCUUGGCUAUCUCUACUGCUAUCAAGAACAUUGCUGAAGGUGCUGGCAUUGAAUAUAUCAACUGGAAUGCCUGGAUCUCCAUUUGGCUUUUUGGUUACUGCUUUGCUGCUGGGUUCUUUGAUUUGACCCGCUAUGUCCGCUUGGCCACCCGUUUCACUGAUGAAAUCUUUGCCUUGCUCAUUGUGGCCAUCUUUGUGAUGGACGCUGUUGGUGAUCCUUUCAGUCCUUCUGGUAUCCUUCGCUACCUUGACCCCAACCACAGGAGCCAUGGUGAAUACGAAGAUGAGGUUGACUAUGAAUACUUGACUGUUGGUUUCUUGAGUGUUAUCCUUGGUUUUGGGACCACCGCCCUUAUCUUCUUCUUCCGAAGCUUCAAGUUCUCCUCCUUCUUCUGCAAUGACAUGAUCCGAACUUCUGUCCAUGACUUUGCUGUCACGAUGAGUGUUGUCUUCUGGACUCUUAUCAAGGAACUUCUCUUCCCUGAGGUGCAGACCGAAGGCCUCCAAGUUCCAGACAAGUUUGAGCCAAGCUUCCAGUGCUGUACUGAAGCCUGUGACACUUUCUGGCCUGACGAGUGCCCUGAACAAGAAGACUCUGUUGGUGCCCGCAGCUGGUUUGUUGACCUUGGUGGUGUGCCAAGCUGGGCUCCCUUUGCUGCUGCUGGCCCUGCCAUCAUGGCCUUCUUGCUUUGCUACCUUGACAAUGGAAUCACUUGGCACUUGAUCAACCACAAGCACCACAAGCUCACCCAUGGAGAAGCCUACAACUACGACCUCUGCUUGAAUGGUCUCUUUAACUGUGUCAAUGGAUUGAUGGGUCUUCCCUGGAUGCUCAUGAGAAUUCCUCAGUGUCCAGGAAACUCGUUUGACCAUGUUCUUCUCUCAUCUUUUCUUGGGAUUGACUAUGGCUGCCUUGAGUGUUCUGAAGCUCCUCCCUCUUCCUGUCCUUUAUGGAGUGUUCCUCUUCAUGGGUCUGUCUUCUUUGCCUGGUAUUCAGUUCUGGAACCGUUUCCUCCUCUUCUUCAGCCACCAAGCCGUUACCCUGAGACUGUCUUCUUGAAGUACAUGGAGAGCAAAAGAGUUCACAUGUACACCGUCUUCCAAAUGUGUUUCUUUGCUGGUAUCUUUGUUGUGAUGAAUGUCAAGGCCAUCUCCAUUGCCUUCCCCUUCAUGACUUUCUUGUGCAUUCCCUCCCGUCUGUUCUUCCUGCCCAGGUUCUUUGCUGGAUGGGAAUUGACCUUGUUGGAUGGUGAGGAAGAUAGCAUUGAAGAGUGGGUGCAGCUCAAGCAGGACUCUAUUCGCUCAUUCAACUUGCAACAAGACCAAUCUGGCAAGUUUGACGAUGACAGUGACAGUAUGGGCACCUCAGAGCCGAUGACUGCUGAUGUUCCUGUUGCCAGUGUUGCUGAGGCCAGGUUCUUGUCCGACGACAUUUCGGUCUAA
Messenger RNA from Seminavis robusta, 1827 nucleotides. The record is from the annotation of a GenBank genome assembly. NCBI's taxonomy places the organism in Eukaryota, Bacillariophyta, Bacillariophyceae, Naviculales, Naviculaceae.